Molecule: messenger RNA, 1298 nt
Organism: Drosophila ficusphila
Lineage: Eukaryota; Metazoa; Arthropoda; Insecta; Diptera; Drosophilidae
Product: RNA transcription, translation and transport factor protein
Exons: 3
Coding region: 113-856 (247 amino acids)
Biological process (GO): tRNA splicing, via endonucleolytic cleavage and ligation
Cellular component (GO): tRNA-splicing ligase complex
Molecular function (GO): RNA binding
Source: RefSeq, a predicted model, not a curated record
GUUUCAUCUCUUGCAUACGACCGUAAGAACAUCGCCGGUGUAGUCGCAAUUACUUUAUUGGUUUAGACGUCUAUUCACCCAAUCUUGUAUUAAAAGAUUCUGACAGAACACCAUGCUCAAGCUGAAACUGGAAGCUCUGGGUCAUCCAACUCCCAGCGAUGUGGCGCUGAGCGACCGCAAGGAAUUCGCCAGUACAAUCCUUUGGGUGGAGGAUCAGAAAAUCCGACUUUACACCAUUGAGGAUCGCGAAAAGCUGCGCAACAUAGACAAUCCCACAAUGUGGGAGGAGGGGUACCUAAAAUACUGUGCGGACCUUAACAUGCCUCCCUUGGAAACCCAACAAGAGCAGCUGGCCUGGAUUCUCAGUCACGCCGUGCGCCUCGAGUUCCUGGAUGAUCCCGCUCAGUUUAGUGCGAUUAACAGCAAACAGGGUCCACCCCAAAGUAAUGGCAAACAGACGAGCCAGAAAGUGGUGUCGAUUUUCGACGGAAAGAUUAAUGUGCAGGACAAGGCGUUCGUUGAUGGAGUACGGCUGCUGGCGAGCAAACUGAAUGUUCCGCACCAUCCAAAUCACCUUUUACAACUGGAGGCGGUCGCCCGCGUUGUCCACGAACGCCUUUCACCCGCCGCCAAAGGACGGAAGCCAAUUGCGGGUACACCCUUUCCCUUCGACAAGGGAAACGACGUGGUCUCAUCCAACGAUCCUGCCCUGGAUCUGCCCAUGCGCAUUCUGCGCCUUCUCCAGAUUCAGAGUCUUCGCCAGCUUCAGACACACAUCAACGAGACGAUUGUAGCGGUGCAAAACAUUACGGCCAAUCCUAAGACUGAUACUAAGUUGGGCAAGGUGGGCCGCUAGGGAGUUUAAACACGGAAGAAAACAAUUGUUAAUGAAAUUCUACUCAAGAACUUUGCCUUGUUACUUUGCAUUCACCAAAUCAGUAAAAAAAUCAUAAGAUCAACAAGAGUCAAAGAACAAGAGAAGAAUUAUAAGAGCUUCAAAAAAAAUAGUUUACAAUUAUAAAAAAAAAAUACAUUUAAGAUUGUCAUAAACAACGUAGUACAGGUGCAAUUUUGAAAAUUUCACGAUCGAUAUAGGCCUACACGAACAUUUGACUUUUUUUUUUAUCUUAUUCAUUAAUUAUUUAUUAACGAGAAUUAAACGCCAAUAGUCAACCAAAUGUAGGCAUAUUUAAAUAAUCCAAAAUCCAACAAACCUUAGUUCCUUUUUAGUGGUUUAAGGAGGAUUAUUAGCAAGCUCAAAUAUACAAAAUAAAUCGUCAACAAUUUGUCAGAAAAUA